This is a messenger RNA of Plodia interpunctella (Indianmeal moth), 1362 nucleotides long. RefSeq names its product dynein axonemal light chain 1-like. The record is from RefSeq and is a predicted model, not a curated record. Gene Ontology annotation, cellular component: cytoplasm. Lineage: Eukaryota; Metazoa; Arthropoda; Insecta; Lepidoptera; Pyralidae. The transcript is spliced from 6 exons. Bases 682 to 1323 code for a protein of 213 amino acids. Gene Ontology annotation, molecular function: alpha-tubulin binding; dynein heavy chain binding. Gene Ontology annotation, biological process: outer dynein arm assembly.
AUGGCCCGAUAAUAUAUCAAGAAAUGUCAUUGAUCAUGAUGGUGAAGUUAGGGGCACCGUACACUUAUGAAAAAUUUGUUGUGUUUAUUCCAUAGUUUAUAUAUAAACUAACUUUUUGUAUAUAAUUAAAAUGCGAAUGCGAUACAAAAAAAUUGACAUAAACGAAUAAAAUAAUAUUUAUUUUUAAGUAUUAACACAUUGAAACUUAAAAAAAAAAGAACAAUACUCAACGGCCGACGCAUAUAAGCGAUUUUGUUUGGACUAGCUAUAGACGGUGGACAUACUGAAUAAUAUUAUCUAUAUUUUUUAGUUAUUUUAGGUUUUUGUCAAGUACAAUGUUUUCCUAUAAUCUAGAAGCAGUGAACUAUCCUACUAAUAUUAUAAAUGAGAAAGUUUGUGAGUAUGUAUGUGUGUGUACCUACAUGUUUAUUACAUCAGAUGAUGACAUAAAAUAAUUUGUAUGUACUUUUCCUCAUUUUUUUCUUGAACCACUAUACUGCACCUGACUACGCCCGUGCUAAUGCAUGCAUGAGCCUACUGGCAGCCGUAAAAAUCUUGGCUUCAAGGCCUUUAGAAGAGCAGACGAAUUACACAAUAAAAAAAGAGCUAUUUGUUGUAUCAAUAGCUCGUUGCUAUGGGACAAUCAAGAACUUUUAAUAGUCCUCUUGUUCUCAAACUACGAUGGCCGCGCCUAAAGCGACCACAAUUAAAGACGCAAUUAAAAGAUGGGAAGAUAAAACUGGCCAGCAGGCCGCCACGGCGACUGAAGUGAGUCUGAUAUUCCAAUGGCCGCCGAUCGAAAAAAUGGAUAAUACGUUAGCUGCACUCGUCAAUUGCGAAAAAUUGAGUUUAUCAACGAAUAUGAUAGAAAAAGUAACUGGAUUAAAUAGUUUGAAGAAACUUAGGAUUCUUUCACUAGGAAGAAACUACAUUAAAUCAUUUGCUGGCAUGGAAUCACUCGGAGAUACACUUGAAGAAUUAUGGAUAUCAUACAAUUUAAUAGAAAAAAUAAAGGGUAUCAACGUAUUGCGAAAUUUGAAAGUUCUAUACAUGAGCAACAACUUGGUCAAGGAAUGGAGCGAAUUCAAUAAACUGCAGGAGCUACCACACCUCGAAGACUUGCUAUUCGUGGGCAAUCCUCUGUAUGACGGUUGCGAGCUGGAGGCGUGGCGGUCGGAGGCGGCGCGCCGGCUGCCGAACCUGAAGAAGCUGGACGGAGAGACAGUGAUCAGAGAGGACGACCCACCGAUCACUGUCGCUGAUAUGCAGUUGAACGAAGGAGACGCAGUGGAGACACUAGUCAGUGCCGAAACCAACGAUUAAAUAAAAAUAUGCCUUUGAAUAUGGAAUUUAUAACAAACU